UCGCCACUUCUUAAAGCUCUCCGUCCUCAGGUGAGAAGUGGAUCGAUCCAUUUCCUACUCCACUUAAUCCUCCGUGUUCUCGGAUCUCGAGAUUCGACCUUCCGGAUGCUCGAUUCCUUCACUGCGGCGAUUGAAUUCUAGGUUUCUGGUAGCCGGGCGACAAUGUCGGGGCGAGGGAAGGGAGGGAAAGGGUUAGGAAAGGGCGGGGCGAAGCGUCACCGCAAGGUGCUGCGCGAUAACAUCCAGGGCAUCACCAAGCCAGCCAUCCGGCGAUUGGCGAGGCGCGGCGGCGUCAAGCGCAUCAGCGGCCUCAUCUACGAGGAGACCCGCGGCGUCCUCAAGAUCUUCCUCGAGAACGUCAUCCGUGACGCCGUCACCUACACCGAGCACGCCCGCCGCAAGACUGUCACUGCCAUGGACGUCGUGUAUGCGCUCAAGAGGCAGGGCCGCACUCUCUAUGGCUUCGGUGGUUAGGGCUGCUUCUUUCUUAGACGCACUGUCGCUGUGACGGAGAAAAAAGAAGGGGUUUUUUAAAGACUAGUAGAGGAAGAGAGACAUGAACUGGCAAUCUGUAGUUUGCUGUUGUUGUGAGGUUUGAUCAGUUGGUCUUGUAGUGUCCUUUUGGAUCAAUGUGGAAUUUUUAUCUAGAGUAAUCCCUAUAUCGUUUAGUGUGAUA
Musa acuminata AAA Group (dessert banana) is the source of this 676-nucleotide messenger RNA. RefSeq names its product histone H4. Bases 163 to 474 code for a protein of 103 amino acids. The transcript has a single exon. Gene Ontology annotation, molecular function: protein heterodimerization activity; DNA binding; structural constituent of chromatin. The record is from RefSeq and is a predicted model, not a curated record. Gene Ontology annotation, cellular component: nucleosome. Lineage: Eukaryota; Viridiplantae; Streptophyta; Magnoliopsida; Zingiberales; Musaceae. Gene Ontology annotation, biological process: nucleosome assembly.